Molecule: messenger RNA, 942 nt
Organism: Brassica oleracea var. oleracea
Lineage: Eukaryota; Viridiplantae; Streptophyta; Magnoliopsida; Brassicales; Brassicaceae
Exons: 1
Coding region: 1-942 (313 amino acids)
Molecular function (GO): nucleic acid binding; zinc ion binding
Source: RefSeq, a predicted model, not a curated record
AUGUUUGUCACUAAGUGGUCUCCAGGUAUCCAGCAAAUCAAACCAAAACUGGAGAUGGUGCCGGUUUGGCUUGAGUUUACAGGAGUACCACUCCAGUUCUUCAACAAGGACGCCCUGAAAGAGAUUGCAAUGGUUGGACACCCACUUUGCUUGCAUCCUGCUACAGAAAACCUUACCAACAUCGAGGUAGCUAAGGUGUAUACUGUCAUUGACCCGAGGAAGCCACUCCCAGAGUUUGUCAAUGCACGAUUUGAGUGUGGAGAUACUAGAAGAAUUGCUGUUACGAGCCCUUGGCUCCCUUCACUCUGCUCUUUCUGCAAAAAGUUUGGACAUACUAUCACAAGAUGUAAGCAUGCUCCUAAAACUUGCCUGACUUGCAACUCAGUGAAGCAUCCUACUGCCUUGUGCCCCCGCACAAAUCACUCAGUUGCUGAUAAGGAGAAACAUGAGAAGGAGGGUAAGAAACGGGAGGGCAAGAAACCUAUAAAAAGCCUUCUCCCUAUUGUUGGACAGCCUGCCGUGACUACUAAUACGGUGGACCCCAAGAAUGCUAAGCUGCCUGCCCCAAAACGCACGGCUGGCACCCAUAAGGAAAAACCAGCUGAUGCUCCCGCCUAUAAGGAGAUUCUGACAAGCUCCCUAUCUCCCUCCAUUGCUGACAUCGUGGCAUCCCCUGGCUCACAAGGUCACUCUGGAAGCUCGGUCUCUGUAUCUCAUGAUCUAUCGAAGGGAAGUUUAUGUGUAGAUCUCUCGGCUGAAGGGUGUUUUGAAGAUCAUCAACAGACUAGCACUGGCUCUUCUGGCUCUUUCUCUGACAUUCUACUCUCUGAAGAGGAUGAUAACUCAUCAAAUGAUGGGGAUGAAUUCAUUGAAUUUUUCUCCAAGAGACACAAGAAGCGGGCAAAAACGAAUGCUAGGGCUAGAGACCCUUUAAUCCUCUAA